Messenger RNA from Molossus molossus (Pallas's mastiff bat), 1071 nucleotides. It is a transcript of the gene CLEC11A, whose product is annotated as C-type lectin domain containing 11A. The transcript is spliced from 4 exons. The coding region runs from base 1 to 978 and encodes 325 amino acids. Lineage: Eukaryota; Metazoa; Chordata; Mammalia; Chiroptera; Molossidae. The record is from RefSeq and is a predicted model, not a curated record.
AUGCAGGCAGCCUGGCUCCUUGGGGCCCUGGUGGUCCCCCAGCUCCUGGGCUUCAGCCAAGGGGCUCGGGGACCUGAGAGGGAGUGGGAGGGGGACUGGGGAGGCGCCCAGGAGGAGGAACGGGAGAGGGAAGCCCUGAUGCUGAAGCAUUUACAGGAGGCCCUGGGGCUGCCCACUGCGAGGGGGGACGAAAAUCCUGAGGGAACCCCUGAAGACAAAGGGGCCUGGGAGACUGAGGAGGGCCAUCAGGGAGAGGAAGAAGAGGAAGCAAUGCCAAUCCCCUCCUCCAGCCCCAGCCCCAGCCCCAGCCCCAGCCCCUCUCCCACCCCGGAGGACACCGUCACUUACAUCCUGGGCCGCCUGGCGGGCCUAGACGCAGGCCUGCACCAGCUGCACGUCCGUCUGCACGUGCUGGACACCCGUGUGGUCGAGCUGACCAAGGGGCUGCGGCAGCUGCGGGAGGCGGUGGGCGACACCCGAGACAGCGUGCAAGCCCUACAGGAGGCGCAGAGCCGCGCGGAGCGCGAGCAUGGCCGCUUAGAGGGCUGCCUGAAGGGGCUGCGCCUUGGCCACAAGUGCUUCCUGCUCUCGCGCGACUUCGAGGCUCAGGCGGCGGCGCAGGCGCGGUGCGUGGCGCGGGGCGGGAGCCUCGCACAGCCAGCUGACCGCCAGCAGAUGGAGGCGCUCACUCGCUACCUGCGCGCGGCGCUGGCGCCCUACAACUGGCCGGUGUGGCUGGGCGUGCACGACCGGCGCGCCGAGGGCCUCUACCUCUUCGAGAACGGCCAGCGCGUGUCCUUCUUCGCCUGGCACCGCGCGCCCAGCCCCGAGUCCAGCGCCACGCCGCACCCGCUCAGCCCCAACCAGCCUAACGGCGGCGCGCUCGAGAACUGCGUGGCACAGGCCUCGGACGACGGCUCCUGGUGGGACCACGAUUGCGAGCGGCGCCUCUACUACGUCUGCGAGUACCCUUUCUAGCGGGGCCGGCCCCCCGCCUCUCCAUUCAAUCCCGAAACCCGCCCCUUGCCAGGGCCGUGCACCCUGCGAGAGCGCUUUCUUCUGUCCCACUCU